AUGAAAAAUGGCAACAGAGGACCGAUUGGAUUGCCGUUACGACGCGUCCAAAGUCGUAAUGCGCUUGUGAUGUCAGCCAUCCAGGAAGAGCGCGCAAGUGCAAUGAGCGCAAUAGCCGUUGCAAUCGAACCGUCAGAUUCAUGCUCCUCAUCUCCAACUACUUCGUCUUCUAGUCCUGAUUCAAGCCCACACCGACAGCAAGUCGCCAGCUCACACCUAAAAAGCGUAAACUCUGAUUUGCUAUCAGGAGCUCAAAAAACUACUCAAGCAGACAUAUCCAGCCAAGAGCGAUCGCAAAAGUUAGAAGAAGUCAAAUCGUCAUCUCCUAUUCCUCCUACUCAUGCGCCCCCGCGGAUUGUACGGACCCAAUCGGCUCGAUUGCGAUCCGCCCAGCGACUCGCUGAUGUACCAUUGGCCGGAGUCAAGGGUUUGAAGACUGCAAUGGCAAAACAGAUGCAAUCAAUCUCGGCCCGUUCACGUUCCAUCCCCUAUUUUAAUGAUGCAAACACAGCGACGAAUGCAUCCAGGACAACAUCGCAGUCAACAAGCUCCGGGCGGUCUCGCUCACCUUUCCGAUUUGACGACUCUCUCAUGAACGACGAGCACAUGCCUACUGAACCUAUUUCAGCAAAGAUAAAGACAAAGGGCUUUAAUUCUGAGCGAUCUCGUCCGACGCCACGCUUCGACGACUCUACUUCAUAUGAAGAAGCCAUGAAAAACGGAAAUACUGCCAAGUCGCUUCGGUCGCGACCUGUACCGCGCUUUGAUGACGGUCUGCAUGCCCCUGGCUCUGUACCACAACGCGAAGCGAAAGAUUGGAAGGUUCACGCCACUCGAACCCGACCUGCCUCAAGCCCGACAUCGCAAAAUUUGACAUCUCCAACGUCAUCGAAUGAUGUGAAAAACCUGGCCCGGCGACGAAACUCGAAUCCCACAGCGCCGUUAGAGCUGGCAAAGUCAAACUCACCAACAAUCGUAAGUGGUGCCUCACUCAAGCAUGCUAACCAAUAUCGAAGCCACCGUCUUUUUCCUUCAGAGGAAAAUGCUUCCGUUUAUCGACCCCGAGCUUCAUCAGACGGUGGUCUUGGAUUUGAGCUGACGAAUCAGCUCAGUAAUCAAAAUAUUCGCCCGCGAGCAUUGUCAGACUCGAAGCCGACGCAGAAGGAAAUAAAGCUAUCGUCACGUCUACGUCAUUAUGAGGGAAAGUUUCAAAAUCGGCGGGGUCAGUCACUUCUGUACUUUUCGCUCUUCCCCCCGGAAAAGCUAGCAAUGCGGGGAAUUAUCUUGCACUUGCAUGGAUUAGGUGACCAUUGUCGGCGGAAUACGGCACUGUACGAACGCUACUGCGAAGAAGGUUUUGGUGUUAUUGCGUACGAUUUGCUUAAUCAUGGAGCCAGUGACUACGACAAGUACAAGGUUCGCGCGCACAUUAGCAAUUUCAAUGAACUGAUUGAUGACACGAACGAUUUUAUAACGUUUGCUAAAACCAAUAUUUACAAGGUUGCGCUCCGAUACUGGCGCAAACAUCACCACCCAAUCCAUCCCCAUGGAAAAGAGAAGAAGCGAGAGUCACUUCCGGAGCUGCCACUAAUAAUCACUGGCAAUUCGCUUGGAUCCCUCAUUGGUCUUCACACGAUUCUUUCGGGAAAGCAAAAAUUUCACGCUGCUGUCUGGGCAUCGCCUAGUAUUGGUGUCACUUGGACUCCGGUGCUGUGGGCUCAGUGGAAGUUUGCUAAAGCGUUGCUUGCAGCAUUCCCGACUGCAAAAAUGAUUCCUGCGGUUCAGCACAGUCUGCGAAGCAGGAAUCCUCACUUUCUGGUGAGGUAUCAAAAGGACCCUCUCACUUGUAGUGAAAUGAUCACCCCCCGCACUGGAUACGAAAUAGUUUGUGCCAUGAGUCGACUGCAACAAGAUGCAAGAGUCUCCGAUGAGGGCACUCCUUUCUGUUCAAUACCCAUGUUAUUCCUCGCUGGGACGAAUGAUCGAAUUUCUGACCAACAAGCUUCGCUAAAGUUUUUCUCUCGGAUGGGAAGUUUCGACAAAGAAUUUCAACUUUUCGAGGGACUGUACCACAUGAUUUACGACGAGCCAGAGCAAGAGGAUGUCCUCAAGUAUAUGAUCAACUGGCUGCACAAGAGAUUUCCACUUGAGACACGACAAUCUUAA
This is a messenger RNA of Plasmopara halstedii, 2166 nucleotides long. RefSeq names its product serine protease family. The record is from RefSeq and is a predicted model, not a curated record. NCBI's taxonomy places the organism in Eukaryota, Oomycota, Peronosporomycetes, Peronosporales, Peronosporaceae. Gene Ontology annotation, cellular component: membrane. Gene Ontology annotation, molecular function: lipase activity. The coding region runs from base 1 to 2166 and encodes 721 amino acids. The transcript has a single exon.